Messenger RNA from Sitodiplosis mosellana (orange wheat blossom midge), 2256 nucleotides. RefSeq names its product mite allergen Der f 3. Gene Ontology annotation, biological process: proteolysis. The transcript is spliced from 6 exons. The record is from RefSeq and is a predicted model, not a curated record. Bases 1405 to 2250 code for a protein of 281 amino acids. Lineage: Eukaryota; Metazoa; Arthropoda; Insecta; Diptera; Cecidomyiidae. Gene Ontology annotation, molecular function: serine-type endopeptidase activity.
GAAAGCCAAAAUAAAUUGAAAUCGAGUAAGCUGUUCUUGGAAGAGUUCUUUUAGAAGACGAUAAAAUAAGAAAAGUGAUUUACGGUAGCCUUUGUAUAUUACUUCCGACCGCAAACUUUAUAAGACUUUACCGAUUGUUAUAUGUUUAUUGACUGGAAUUAAAAUGAAUUGGUGGGUGAACGCCACAUGUCAAUGCAAAAAAAAUCAAUACGUUAAAAUAUCAAUGAACAUUUAGAUAAACAUAUUACAAAAAAACAACAUUGAAAAAUUAUCUACUUAAAAAAACCGUCAGUUCGAUACACAGAAAAAUAAGAUCGAUUCAUGCAUACAAAAUACAAUAAUUUCCGUUUAAAACAAGUACAAAGAAAUUUUUUGAAAUUGUAUUGAAUAACAAUAAAAACUUUUGACUUGUGUUGAUCGUGCAAAAAACGUGUCAAGGUAGUUUCAUUUUUUUUCUCUUUUCGUUUCCGAACAUCUGUGAUACUUUGGCAAGUGUUUUCCAGAGUAAAUUUUAUAGGAAACAAAAAUUCAAAAAAGUGUUUCCAUUCACAGUUCCAAUUUCUUUACACUCGGAACAAAUUCUUUCAAGUGUUCCUACUUCCAUCCAUACAAGCAUAUCACUUACAGAAAUUUAUCUAUGAAUAUUGUGGUCAUACAUGAUAUGGUCCCGGACAAUGCUAUCGACAAUGUGCAUUUGAUUCUGUCGAAUUUACUGAUAUGUCACACUCAUUUUUCGGUCGAAACUGUGCGAGCAUUAGGAUGGUUGAGAACUAUUUUUAUCCAAAUUGAUAAAAAAAACAAACCAAACUGGAUGUUUGUUUUGUUGAAACUUCCAAAGCAUUCCAGAAAAAAUGUCGACUUUUCCUAUUUUAUCUUCAGAAUUCGUUGAAAAAUAAGAGUGUGAUAAGUAAAAAAAACACCGCUGACCGGCCCUUGUUUGAUAACAGAACAAAACCGAAUUACAUUUUGGCCCACCCUACUGUGCAGCAUUCUGUUUACAUUUGCACACAUGUCUUGAAACAUUUGUUAUUUUUUUUCUCUCUGUCGUUCUCUCUUUUGCCUUGAUGUCAGAACAGAAUUUGACUGCUCAUUUACUUACGAUUGUUUGACAGUGCAUAUAAAAACAACUUUAACUGUUCAGACGUUGAACAAUUUUUGAGUGUCGCUGUGAAUGAGACAGCGAGACUUUGUGUUUAAUUACACAUUGUUAGGUUCCAUUGAAUUCUUCAGUAUGACAACGUACUUUUCCCAAGAAGGCUGUUACACAUUUCAAGCGUUUUGCAUUUUGUCAGAGUUGAAAAUGAGUUUUUAGAAGAAAUUUUGAUCAAAUCUCUUCGACUCGAUGAGGAAAAAGGGGACAUUCACUUCGAUUGGUGCAUUUGCAGAAAUAAUUAUUGUAAAAAAAUGGUGUUGAUACGCUUUGCAGCGUAUUUGAUGUUGUCAUCUGUGUUUUGUCAAGUGAAAAGUGUACCGAUUUCAGGCGGAGAGCCGGUUCCAGCUGAUGAUAAAACAUUCUCAUUUGCUGUGUCCAUUCAAUAUCGAGAACGCAAUCCCACAUCCGGAAAAAUCACCUACAAACACUUUUGCGGCGGAGUUUUGUUGCAAGUGUUCAACCGAACGGGCUAUGUUAUUACGGCGUCACACUGCAUGGUUAAUAUGUAUGGUUCUGGUAAAGCCAAAGAGAUUUCGGUUGUAUUUGGUGCAAAAAACCUGAAGAAUUACAGCGGCGAACGAUAUAAUACGGUGUCAGUGUAUAAGAAGGAUUAUGAUCGAUACACGAUGGCCGGUGAUAUUUGCAUACUGAAGGUUUACUUUAGCACCUGUGAUCGUCCAAGGCUCAAUCCGAUUCGAGUGAUUCUCGAUGAAAAAACUGCUUGCAAUGAUGCAUGCUACAUCUUUGGCUAUGGUUCCGAAAAGAUAUCGGGUGAUCCGACACUGGAUUUACGCUUGGCGCCAGUCAAUAUCAUAUCAUACGAUUCAUGUUUGAAAGAGCUUGGUGCUUCGAAUGCACCCGAACGUAAUUCGGGAAUGUUUUGUGCGGUCGGUGCCAAUCCGGGUGUAGAUGCAUGUUUGGGUGACAGCGGCUCUGGAUUACUUUGCAUCCACAAAGGCAUAUUGGCAAUUGUCGGAAUUACUUCGUACGGUUUAGAUUGCGGCGUAGUUGGUAUGCCUGGCGUGUAUACGACCAUUGCCUUCACCUCCAAUGCCAACUUCAUCAAAAGCGUUGUAUCGAAAUCAGACAAUCAAUAGUUGUUG